AUGGACAAUAUGUCUAUUACUAACACACCAACAAGUAAUGAUGCUUGUCUGAGCAUUGUUCACAGCUUGAUGUGCCAUCGUCAAGGUGGAGAGAGUGAAACUUUUGCCAAACGCGCAAUUGAAAGUUUAGUUAAAAAGCUAAAGGAGAAAAAAGAUGAAUUGGAUUCUUUGAUUACAGCUAUAACCACAAAUGGAGCUCAUCCUAGCAAGUGUGUUACAAUACAGAGAACGCUGGAUGGGAGGCUUCAGGUGGCUGGUCGCAAGGGAUUCCCUCAUGUGAUUUACGCUCGGCUUUGGAGGUGGCCUGAUCUUCAUAAAAAUGAACUCAAGCAUGUUAAAUAUUGUCAGUAUGCUUUUGACUUAAAAUGUGACAGUGUCUGUGUAAACCCUUACCAUUAUGAGCGUGUAGUAUCACCUGGCAUUGAUCUCUCAGGACUGACACUACAGAGUUCUGCUCCAUCGAGCAUGUUGGUGAAGGACGAAUACGUUCAUGACUACGAGGGGCAACCAUCCUUGUCUUCUGCUGAAGGCCACUCGGUCCAAACCAUCCAGCACCCACCAAGUAACAGGGCAUCUACAGAGCCUUAUAGCACCCCAACCAUGUUAGCUCCCACUGAGGCUAGCACUACCAGCACCACUAAUUUUCCCAACAUUCCUGUGGCUUCAACAAGUCAACCUACCAGUAUAUUGACAGGUAGCCAUAGUGAUGGACUCUUACAGAUUGCUUCAGGGCCUCAGCCAGGAGCUCAGCAGAAUGGGUUUACAGCUCAGCCAGCCACUUACCAUCACAAUAGCACCACAACUUGGACUGGAAGUCGGCCGGCGGCCUACACACCCACCAUACCUCACCACCAGAAUGGCCAUCUUCAGCAUCACCCACCCAUGCACCCUGGGCAUUACUGGCCAGUUCACAAUGAGCUUGCAUUCCAGCCUCCUAUAUCAAACCAUCCUGCUCCAGAAUACUGGUGUUCAAUUGCAUAUUUUGAAAUGGACGUGCAAGUUGGGGAGACAUUCAAGGUCCCUUCAAGCUGUCCCAUUGUCACCGUUGAUGGAUACGUGGAUCCUUCCGGAGGAGACCGGUUUUGCCUGGGCCAGCUUUCCAAUGUGCACAGGACAGAAGCCAUCGAGAGGGCAAGGUUGCACAUAGGCAAAGGGGUGCAGCUGGAGUGCAAAGGAGAAGGGGAUGUGUGGGUGAGAUGCCUCAGUGACCACGCAGUCUUUGUCCAGAGCUACUACCUGGAUCGAGAGGCAGGACGUGCUCCAGGGGAUGCUGUUCACAAGAUUUACCCAAGUGCAUACAUCAAGGUGUUUGAUUUACGCCAGUGUCACCGUCAGAUGCAGCAACAAGCAGCCACUGCCCAAGCUGCUGCUGCUGCCCAGGCUGCUGCAGUAGCUGGAAACAUCCCUGGACCAGGAUCAGUAGGUGGAAUAGCCCCAGCCAUUAGUUUGUCAGCUGCUGCUGGGAUUGGUGUAGACGAUCUUCGCCGCUUGUGCAUCCUCAGGAUGAGUUUUGUCAAAGGUUGGGGACCUGAUUACCCGAGACAGAGCAUCAAAGAGACCCCCUGCUGGAUUGAAAUCCACCUACACCGGGCCCUCCAGCUGCUAGAUGAAGUACUUCACACCAUGCCCAUUGCAGACCCACAACCUUUAGACUGA
Chaetura pelagica (chimney swift) is the source of this 1656-nucleotide messenger RNA. It is a transcript of the gene SMAD4, whose product is annotated as SMAD family member 4. The record is from RefSeq and is a predicted model, not a curated record. Gene Ontology annotation, cellular component: heteromeric SMAD protein complex. NCBI's taxonomy places the organism in Eukaryota, Metazoa, Chordata, Aves, Apodiformes, Apodidae. Gene Ontology annotation, molecular function: RNA polymerase II cis-regulatory region sequence-specific DNA binding; DNA-binding transcription factor activity, RNA polymerase II-specific; I-SMAD binding. The transcript is spliced from 11 exons. Gene Ontology annotation, biological process: BMP signaling pathway; transforming growth factor beta receptor signaling pathway; anatomical structure morphogenesis. Bases 1 to 1656 code for a protein of 551 amino acids.